Molecule: messenger RNA, 2516 nt
Organism: Owenia fusiformis
Lineage: Eukaryota; Metazoa; Annelida; Polychaeta; Sabellida; Oweniidae
Source: the annotation of a GenBank genome assembly
CUAAAUAUACAAUUUAACUGACACUAGGGGUCUAUAUGAAAAUAUAAAUCUAACAGAAAAACGAUACAAUAUUUGAAAUCUAUUCUAAACUGUGUUUCAUUUGAGUAUAAUUAAGCUUUACUUAUACCCAACCCCCCAUAUAUGGCCCUAGGAGCUAGGAUGAAAAACAAGGAAUUUAUAUGAAUAGAUAGAUGUUGUGAUACUAUCAAAAUUUCAAACAAAAAUAUCUAUAACUUUAACUUCAAAUGAAAAACCUAAGAUAAUGGUAGAUAUCAGUUAAAUUUACUAUUAACAAAGUUGUUGAUUUUCUUUCUCAGAUAUAUUUAUUUUUCUUUUGACGUUUCGUAGGAUGUCCAUCGGUUAAAUUAUUUUAUUUUCAGAGCCCUUUAGCUGUGUCAGAGAUUCCAAAGGAGUUAACAUUAUACAGACAGAAGAUGGAACCAGAUUCCUUGCAGUGUGUGACUCAGAAUGGUUGGUUGUGGCACAGAGGUUUGACGGCAGCGUAGACUUCCCUUCGUUUAACUACACUUUUGUAUAUCGUGCAGACCCUAACAGAUUUAAGUUCAGAGAUUAUAUUGAUAGUGAAAGUGUAUAUGGUGAAGGAUUCGGUGAUCCACCCUCGGAGUAUUUCAUAGGAAUGAAUAAUUUGCACGCAGUUGCUAGCCAGGCCAUGUAUGAGAUACGCUUUGAACUGACCACAUGGGAAGGGGACACUAGAAAUGCGUAUUACUCUAUUUUUGAUGUGACAGAUGUUCACUGGGGUCUACCAAGGUACAAGUUAAGAUUAGACCACUAUAGAGGAAACGCUGGGGAUUUUAAGAGUUAUGACUCUGGCAACAAGUUUAAAUGUGGUUGGAGAACAGAACAUCAUUUUUGGUGGUUUGGAAACUGGAAGAAUACGAGCCACAAAUACAUUGAUAAAAAGAUAGAGUGUGCAAAAGCUAAUUUGUUUGGCCGCUACAAUAACGGCCCUAAAUGUGACAUUGAGAUGGAGUGUAUGACAUGGCCAGCCUGGCCUGAUCAAGGUAAUAAGUACUACUCAUUUAAAAAGAUGAGAAUAAUGAUACGACCACUGCGUUCCAUACCUCCCUGUAUUGAUGGAUUGAGCAAGGACACUGGUGACAACACCAUUGUGAAAUGUGAAGGAGCUUGGCUUGUUGUUGCACAUAAGAUUGAUGGAAAUGUUCAUUUCAAUCGCACAGUGGCUGAGUAUAUAGAUGGAUUUGAAAGCACAUCUGGGGAGUUUUUCACAGGUCUUCGUCCGUUGUAUGAGCUCACAGAAAGAUUUAGAUGGUAUACUGUAAGGUUUGAGGCCACAACAAUAGAUGGAAAAGUACCUUAUGUGGAGUACAGCGCAAUUAGGAUUCGGGAGACUCACUAUUUCUAUUAUAUGCAGGUGAAAGACUUUCCCUAUCAUGACGAUGUUGAUUGGCAACGUUUAGAUUGUUCUAAUCCCUGGUUUCGUAGUUUAUUCGCAACCUGGGGUCAUGAAACAAAAUGCAUUUUCUCCAUCUGGUAUUGUGGUUGUAUGCUGCAGACAUCACCAAACUUGUUUGACUACAGCACUACAUCAUCAUAUAGAGAUAUUAAAAUGAAGAUUAAACUUCACCCCCUUCCUUGUAUCGAACACACCCAAGGUGUAAAUACAAUACAACUUCAGAAUGGAGAUACCUUUGAAGCAAAAUGUGAUGAUCAAUGGUUAGUUGUGGCUCAUAGAUUUGAUGGAAGCGAGGAUUUUUAUCGUCCAAUGGCGGAUUAUGAAGCUGGCUUCGGAAGUCCAAAAGGAGAGUAUUUCAUUGGGCUUGAUAACCUAAUAUCAUUACUGAAACACAAUUGGUAUGUGUUUAGGCUAGAGUUCACAACAUGGGCAGGCGAUACUGAAUUUGCUGAAUAUUACGUUUUCUUUGUAGGCGAGUUUAAAUUCCGACUUGAAGAUUUUCGAGGCUCUAGCCUAGAUCUUAUAUCAACGGAAUAUGAGUACGCAUAUGAGAUGGAGUUGCCUGACUAUGGUUUUUAUGAGGAAGUCCUUAAAGGUUAUCAGUUUGGUACACGGGACAAUUCCAAAUGCGGUAGCCUACGAAGAGGAGCAUGGUGGUACGGUUUUGCUCAUUAUGGCUCAAAUCAUGAAUGGCUAUGUGGAAAUGCUAACCCGUUUGGGGUGUAUAGGAAUGGACCAAAAUGUGACAUAAGACUUGGCUGCAUGGGCUGGAUGGGUUGGCCUGGAGAACUCUUCAAUAUAUCCGAGCGACAAAAGAACAAGGAGCUUGAUAAUGGCUGGUAUUCAUUCAAAGAGAUGAGGCUUCUAAUACGCCUGCGAGAACCUCGCUGGUCAUAAUCUUCUUGCAAAGUAUAUGAAUUGAAAAGAAUAGCUUAGCUAAUCUAUAUAAUGUGCAAACUAAAUUAGAAUGUUGUGUUCACUAAAUAAUAGGUUUAACUGUACCUACCUUAUCUGUAACUGCCCAAUCCCCAUGCGUUAAGGCCAGCUCUUGUUUUAUACUUGGUUUACUAGAAAUACC